GAGACAAAGAGUUCCGGUAGCAUGUAAGAAAGUCGCUUCCAUACGUUGCUCCCUUUUGGCUCCUCUCCUCUUUCAGAUAUUGAAUUUUCUCUUCAAGGUGAAGUAAGAGAUGAAGCGCAUGUUUUCAGAAGUAGAACUGUCUCGAGACGUGGCUAUACCUGCCAAACACUUGAAGGGCCAUUCGCCACCACACCAACAUAUUCUAACCAAACUACUCCAAGAUCUGGUACAAGAGAAAGCAUGCAGAGAACACGGGUUCUAUCUUGCCAUCACCGCCUUAAAAAGCAUCGGUAACAUCAACAACAGCACAGAAGAUGACAAUCCUCAAGCAGACGUCUUCACAUUCCCUGUAUCCUUCACUUGCCGCACAUUCUUGCCUGCACGAGGAAAUAUCAUGGUGGGGACCGUAAUGAAACUCUUGUGUAACGGUCCUAACGGAGCUGCUACAGCAGUUUUGAUAAGUUCUGGUCCACUCAGAUACGCAUUCUUAUCGCACUUGAAAAUGCCGGAUUACCAUUAUGUCCCGCCCAAGUCGGAGGAGGAAGAGCCGUGUUUUCAGAAAGAUGAUCUCACCAAGAUAGCUGUUGGAGUUGUUGUGCGGUUUGUGGUGUUGGACCGUCGGUUUAAGGUGAGUCCAGAGAAGAGAAGAACCGAUGUUUACGUUCUGGCCUCUGUGGAAGGUGAUGAUACACUUGGUCCAGUCUCUCUUACAGGGUGUGAUAGGCCUUAUAUAUGAUUGUUGCAAGUCCCAAAGUAACCCAAUGUUGUAGUCUUUUGGGUUCCAAGUUAUUCUCACUCUCAUUGGGUUCUUUCAUGAUAGUUCUUUAGUAUAGGUGAAGGAACUCAUCACUCAUUAAUGUACACAAAGUUUCUCACUUUUUCCUCUUUCUCUGAUCUUCUUCCAACGAAAACCCAAAAUUCA
Messenger RNA from Eruca vesicaria subsp. sativa (arugula), 922 nucleotides. The record is from the annotation of a GenBank genome assembly. Lineage: Eukaryota; Viridiplantae; Streptophyta; Magnoliopsida; Brassicales; Brassicaceae.